This is a messenger RNA of Rhincodon typus (whale shark), 1888 nucleotides long. It is a transcript of the gene srpra, whose product is annotated as SRP receptor subunit alpha. The record is from RefSeq and is a predicted model, not a curated record. Gene Ontology annotation, cellular component: signal recognition particle receptor complex; endoplasmic reticulum membrane. Gene Ontology annotation, molecular function: GTP binding; ATP hydrolysis activity; signal recognition particle binding. Gene Ontology annotation, biological process: SRP-dependent cotranslational protein targeting to membrane. Bases 89 to 1888 code for a protein of 599 amino acids. NCBI's taxonomy places the organism in Eukaryota, Metazoa, Chordata, Chondrichthyes, Orectolobiformes, Rhincodontidae. The transcript is spliced from 13 exons.
CGCGGAACUGACGUGUCCUCUCUCUCCACACGCACACAUACACACCCUCCUCCGGUUUGUUCUGGAUGGUUCUGAGGUCGCACGCGCCAUGCUCGACUUCUUCACCAUCCUCAGUAAGGGUGGCAUCGUGCUCUGGUGUUUCCAGGGCGUCAGCAGCCCCUUCAGCGGCACCGUCAAUGCGCUCAUUCGGAGCGUCAUCCUCCAGGAGAGAGGAGGAAAUAAUUCUUACACUCAUGAAGCCCUCACUCUUAAAUACAAGCUGGACAAUGAGUUUGAGUUGCUAUUUGUGGUGGGUUACCAAAAAAUUCUGACGCUAACGUAUAUAGACAAGUUUAUUGAUGAUAUCCACAUGCAAUUUCGGGAUAAAUAUAGGAACCAGUUACAGCAGCAAGGGGUGAUGGGUCUCCUUAAUGGUUCCUUUGACUUUUCGGAUGACUUCAGAGGUCUCCUGAGGGCUGCUGAGGAAUGCACCAAAGGAAAAGCACCUUCUGUCAUGAAGACAUUUGAACAAUCUGAUAAAUCAAAGAAAACUGUGAAAUCUAUGAUAGAAGUCCGUAGAGAAAAGGGGAAGGAGAACAAGAAAAACAAGAAAGAUGCACCUGUACAAGAUGCACCAGAAAAGAAAACUGAGGUUCAGUUAAAGGCUUCUGUGACUGUGGCUGCAGGAGAUGCCAACCAAAACGGUUUGACUCAGGAAGAAAUCAUCCAGAGGAAUAGGGAGGAAUUUUUCCGUAAAAGACUGGGGAAAGAGAAAAAAGAAAGCAGCAGCAAGUCCCCUAAGCCAACAAAGCAGAAAACCCGUCGUGUCUGGCCUUUGGAUUCCAACAAAGCUAAUGCCAAAGAUCUUGACUACAGCGAGAAACUUAUCAAUGGUCAAUCCAGCACCUACGCCAAUAACGGAGAUGACACCAGUGCAGAUAUGAAUUUAUGGCGUGGAUCAAUGGCAGGUGAUUUGAAAGCUGUAGAUUAUGAGAGCUGUGAAGAGGAAGAAGAAGAUGAUGAAGUAGUAGUUCAAGAAAUUUCUACCACCAGUGUGAAGAAGAAAGGUGGAUUUGGUGGCAUGUUUGGAAUGCUAAAGGGCCUGGUUGGAUCUAAAAGUCUUACCCCGCAAGACAUGGAACCCGUCCUUGAAAAAAUGAAAGAUCACUUGAUUGCUAAAAAUGUUGCUGCAGAUAUCACAGUCCAGCUGUGUGAAUCAGUGGCCAAAAAGCUGGAGGGAAAAGUCAUGGGAACCUUCAGCACGGUGACCUCGACAGUGAAGCAGGCCUUGCAGGAUUCCCUUGUUCAGAUCCUGCAACCAAAGAGACGUGUCGAUAUCUUGCGUGAUAUUAUAGAAGCUCAAAAACAGAGGCGUCCCUUCGUUGUUACUUUUUGCGGUGUGAAUGGAGUUGGAAAGUCUACCAACCUCGCCAAGAUAGCCUUCUGGCUGAUGGAGAAUGGGUUUCGGGUUCUCAUUGCUGCUUGUGACACUUUCCGAGCUGGAGCUGUAGAACAGCUUCGCACCCACACUCGCCGUCUAAGUACCCUGCACCCACCUGAGGAACACAAUGGCCAGUGCAUGGUCCAGCUGUUUGAAAGAGGAUAUGGGAAGGAUGCUGCUGGUAUUGCAAUGGAGGCCAUUGCUUUUGCUCGAAAUCAGAGCUUUGAUGUGGUGCUGGUGGACACUGCAGGCCGAAUGCAGGACAACACCCCUUUGAUGACUGCACUUGCCAAACUCAUUGCCAUUAAUGUGCCGGAUCUGGUGCUUUUUGUUGGUGAAGCAUUGGUGGGGAAUGAGGCAGUAGAUCAAUUGGGCUCCUCAGCCUAUACUUGGGAUUGGAAUCCUCAGAUUAUUCUUCUCAAACUAAAACUGACCCAGGACGAUUACAACACAAAUUACUACCUUUAA